AUGCGUGGCUCCCCUGGCGUGCGGUUGGAGCGACGACAGGCAGCAUUGCUUUUGGCGGUAGCGAGUACGAGUUACGGCCCGCCGGACAUUUACCGGAAUGUGCAUUUGCAACACAUAACGCCGAUCUCGGACGAAGGUCGGAAGGAGGUGCUGGAGAAGGUGUUAGCGGGGUUACCGUGGUACGCGCAGAAGUUGUACCCGGAAAUUCCGACUGCGCGUUGGCUGAAGGACCUGUGCCAGUGGGAUGGGCCUGCGGUGCAUGGUGCAUUGCGGAGACAGGUAUUGGCGAAGCAGAAGGUGACGCGCGCGAUAAAUGACAUUACCGAGGCGGUGCGUAGUCUGGCAAAUAAGGAAGCGGCGUACAUCUCCGCGGAGGCGGUGGAGGAGUUAGGGCGUAUACUCUGGACGGAGGUUGGCAAACAGUUGGGCGACAAGGCCACGCGUCUGCGGCUGCCGGGCGUGCGGGAGUGGCCUGAGAUCCAGUCGCGAAUUGAGCAGAAUUUGGCCGAGGCAUCGCGUGCCAACUGGACCAGAAUAGAAGACGACGGCGGCCGCAGAGGCCGGGACGCAGACGAGUUGGAUGCAGAAGAGGAGGAGGAGGUGGUGGAAUUCAUCAACGCACUUGUCGACGAGGGCGAUAACAUCGCGCGACGUCAGGAUCAGGGACUUCUCUCGCAAUACAACGAGCUGCUGCAGCAGACGGAUAGCACGGUCAGUCAGGCCAUGCAACAGUACGGUGCUGUAGCACGGAAGUUGAUAACUUUCCAGCAUAACCCUGGUCCGUCACUUUCAUUCCGCGCCCCCACUUUCGGGGCCACUUCCUUUGGCGGCAGUUCCUUUGGAGGCGCGGGGAGGCUCAUUCCGGCGCCCACUGCGGCGCUAGUGGGGGCUGUGAAUGACCACUUUCCGAUGCACAUCCAGCAGCAAAUUACGAAUGUAAACAACCCCUUUAGUUCGCUAUCACCUGAUGCCAUGACGAUGUGGGAGCAGCAGAUGCGAUUGAUGGAGCUACUCGGUCGCCCAGGUAGUCCGGGCGACGCGCGUAAUCGUCUGAACGAGGUGGGCCGAGUCAUGCGGAACAUAGAGAGGGAGUCGGCUAAGCUACUGCAGUUCCUCAACGAUGGCCGCCAUUUCGUCAUUGCAAUCCGAAAAGCGCUAGAGAACAAAAGUUUAUGGAAUGCGCAACGAGCGGAUGUACGUUGGGCCCGCGCUUGUUUGAUCUCUAGCCUCAACGAGUACAUGACUUCCAAUGUAGUGGACGGCCAUAAUAUGCGCCACGCCUUCGGUAGUCGCGCACUCCAAGGUACUGGCAGUCUCGACUUCGAAUAUCUCCGCAUGAUCCAGACAGCCAAACUCAUCGCACCCAAUCAGUACCGCUCCACCGUUCAAAGCUGGCUCGCCAAACCAGAUCUAACAAAAUACAUCGUCGAGGUAGCCGACGACAUCUCCACCGCACCCACCGCGGUCAGUGCCGCUGUACUCAAACGAGCCGGCUUCGAACACUUCGUUGUCAAAGGCGACCUCGCCCAUCGCGUGGAACCCAUUGUCAUGACCGAACGCGAUAUCCAGGACUGCGAGGUCGCCAGAAACCAUAUCCGAGACAGAGUCAAACCGCACGCAGCUGCCGAUACAACAGUCUCCAGGACGACAAUCAAAUCAAUCCUAAGGAAGUAA
This is a messenger RNA of Gregarina niphandrodes, 1674 nucleotides long. RefSeq lists its product as hypothetical. Bases 1 to 1674 code for a protein of 557 amino acids. The transcript has a single exon. The record is from RefSeq and is a predicted model, not a curated record. Lineage: Eukaryota; Apicomplexa; Conoidasida; Eugregarinorida; Gregarinidae.